This is a messenger RNA of Trichoderma breve, 1071 nucleotides long. RefSeq names its product metallo-peptidase family m12B reprolysin-like domain-containing protein. Gene Ontology annotation, molecular function: metallopeptidase activity; zinc ion binding. Lineage: Eukaryota; Fungi; Ascomycota; Sordariomycetes; Hypocreales; Hypocreaceae. The record is from RefSeq and is a predicted model, not a curated record. The transcript is spliced from 2 exons. Gene Ontology annotation, biological process: proteolysis. Bases 1 to 1071 code for a protein of 356 amino acids.
AUGUCGGCCUACCUUGUCCACCUUGCGGGGGGUGCCCCAACUCGGCAGUCUUCUGUUAAUUGUUGCAACACACACAUUGGUGGCCAUGGUGUGCCGCUUUAUGAAACCCACUACUCAUCCUCAGAGGAGAGUACGAGUGACUCGAUCCCUAGCCUUGCUCAUAGUGAUGCUUCCACUGUCGUGUCGUGCAUCAAAAGCCUUGGUGCCGAUGCUGGCAACAUUGAUGAAAAAAAUGGCAAAGCGAUCAAGGAGACUUCUGACAACAGAUGCUCUCUUCUUGGGCUCUCCGAGUCUGUGGACGACAAAGAGCUCUUCCGCCAUGACAAUAGCUUGGAACUAGAUGAUGAUGGAGAUCAAGCCGAGGGUGUCUUUGGGGCUAUCAAACCCGAUGACACCGCUACAACCACCCAGGCUUCCAUGCUCCUUCACAGAUCGUGUGCCACUCAAGCACGCGCAUGUGCUGAAGUGCGCAUUGGUUUCGGGGGCCAAAUAUCACGAUGGCGCAGAGGCUCUGAACUUAGCUACGUCAUCUGCGAGGAGAGCUUCCCGACACAGAACUCAGCGAUGUUGGCAAAAGCUGCGAUGCGAACAGCCACCUCUAUGUGGAAAGGCAUUGGUGUGCGUUUUAGACAAGUUGAGCGCCACGAUGAAGCUACAUUCGCCGUUGUUUACGAAGACUCAAGCGAAGGUGUUUAUGCUGUCUCUUUCUUCCCACGGGCUUCAGGAGGCAAGUUAAUCUUGUUUGAGUCAAGCCUGUCCAACACUGAUUACCUGGCCAAUAUCUUGGUCCAUGAAGUUGGUCACAUUUUGGGUCUCAGGCAUGAGUUUGCUGACGAAAGAGAACCUGAGCCGUCUAUACUCAUUGGACGCGAGAACACCAACUCAGUGAUGAAUUACUUUAAGCAGUUGAGCAAAUAUCAAGUUACUGAAGAAGAUCUCCAAGAGUUAGCAGAAUUCUAUGCAUAUGAUGAAGGAGAGCUGUCAAUCUCUGACAUCGAUCCAAAGGUAAGGCCCUUUACUAGGGCACUCUGGCGAGGAGAUGCAUCGCUAGCCCUUACUGAACUUUGCUAA